AUGCCCACUAUGUAUUCUACCCAUUUAGAGCCCUUAGAUACACUUCAACGUAUUGCUGCUCGUACCAUAUGUGGCGACUUUGUCGUAGCGCUACUACGAGUACCACUACAACGUCUAGUACAACUACAACCACUAUACAAACGAGUAAGUGAACUGUCAAGUCCGUCCACUAUUCCUACAACUACUGUUGCACCAUGUGCAUAUAUGCGGUCAAUAACAGGUCAAUUAUACAAUGUUAUAAAUCCGACUACAACCGAAUCAAAUUAUACAUGUUAUGCAUAUUACUGGUAUGCAACAUCGUCUUCGGCUACACUAACAUUUGCCUUACGUCAAGAUCCUGGAUCGUGGUGUUUGGAUGAUGUUAGUGUAUAUCACGGUGCUGUGCAAAUCUUGAGCAAUGGUGGAUUUGAAACAGGAAGUUUUUCACCAUGGAAUUAUUCCGGAUGUAGUUUUGGUAAUCCUGGACACAUUGAACAUAAUACUUAUGGUUUUGCACAUAGCGGCUAUUAUUAUUAUUCAGAUGGAUGUUACGGACAAAUAGAUUCUUUAAGUCAAACACUGACGACUGUGCCCGGUGACUUAUAUGUCAUUAGCUUUUAUAUAUUUCAAAAUGGUGGAGGACCAACUAUUAUUGGGAAUGUAACAAUUAUAUAA
Messenger RNA from Didymodactylos carnosus, 654 nucleotides. The record is from the annotation of a GenBank genome assembly. Lineage: Eukaryota; Metazoa; Rotifera; Eurotatoria; Philodinida; Philodinidae.